AUGUGGAAUGAAGGUUCAGGAUUCUUUACCAAUUUUCUUAUUGUAGCUUGGUAUGUGCCAUGUCUAGCUUCACUUGAGACCCUCCAAGAAUUAUGUAGGAAGGAAAAUCUCAGAUGUAAAUCCAUUGGAAUCACCAACAGGAAUCUAAAGAGUUAUGAGGUGGAAUAUUUGUGUGACUACAAGGUAGACGAGGGCACAGAAUACUAUCUUGUCAAAUGGAAAGGAUGGCCAGAAUCUUCAAAUACUUGGGAACCUUUGAAAAAUCUGAAAUGCCCAUUGCUUCUUCAAAACUUUCUCAGUGACAAGAAUGAAUAUUUAUCUCGAGUAAAAGAAGGCAAAGCACUGAAAGUGAAAAACCAUGUUAAAGCUUUGAAACCUGCAGUUGCAGAUUACAUUGUAAAGAAGGCUAAGCAAAGAAUAGCUCUGCAGAGAUGGAAAGAAGAACUCAACAGGAAAAAGAAUCAUAAAGGAAUGAUUCUUGUGGAGAACACUGUGGAUCUUGAAGGCCCCCCUUUAGACUUCUACUACAUUAACGAGUAUAAACCUGCUCCGGGAAUAAAUGUAAUAAAUGGAAUAACAACUGGCUGUGAAUGCUCAGACUGCCCUGCUGAGAAAUGCUGUCCAAAAGAGGCUGGAUUUCUUUUGGCUUACAAUAAACGAAAGAAGUUGAAAAUCCAGCCCGGCUUGCCAAUUUAUGAAUGCAAUUCAUAUUGUAGGUGUGGUCCUGACUGCCCUAAUAGGAUAGUACAGAAAGGUACACCAUAUUCUCUCUGCAUCUUCAGAACUAACAAUGGCCGUGGUUGGGGAGUCAAAACUCUCCAGAAAAUUAAAACCAACAGUUUUGUGAUGGAGUAUGUUGGAGAGGUGAUUACAAGUGAGGAAGCAGAGAGACGAGGCCAGCUUUAUGACAACCAGGGAAAUACAUACUUGUUUGAUUUGGACUAUGACUCAGAUGAAUUUACAGUAGAUGCAGCUCGAUAUGGGAAUGUGUCCCACUUUGUGAAUCACAGUUGUGAUCCAAAUCUUCAGGUGUUCAAUGUGUUUAUUGAUAACCUUGAUCUGCGUCUUCCUCGAAUAGCACUGUUUUCUACAAGAACCAUCAAAGCUGGAGAAGAGCUAACCUUUGAUUAUCAGAUGAAGGGUUCAAUAGAUCUGACUUCAGACUCCACUGAUGGUCUUAGCCCCUCGAGAAAGAGGAUCAGAACUGUCUGUAAAUGCGGAGCGGUGUGUUGCAGAGGCUAUCUCAACUGAGUGCUGGUAUCCAAAGUCACAAAUAUGUUGUUCUCUUUUAAAUGGAUUUUAAGAAGACUGUUCUCUCGCACGUCCUUUAGAGUAUUUUUACAUCUAAUGCAAACGAGUACAAUGAAAACAAGGCAUUACAUUUGUAUUUGAAAUGGCAUUGGCCAAAGAAAGCUAGUGUUACAGGCAAAUACGAAACUGAGAACAUGAAUUACAAGCUGAUUUUUCUAGCACGGUUAUUAAGGAAGCAGUAAAACGUAUGCUAAGAGAACUCUUUAAGAUGUAUCUUGAUUGCAAUAUUGAGUGUGAGCUUACAGCCCUAGGCCUCUUAGGAGCUGAUUUCAAUGGGAUGAAGGGAUGUUACAUGCUUUGUAUACCUUGAAAAGACAAGACUGAAGGCAUUGUAUUCAAGUCCUAAAUCAUAGCCAACAGUCCUCUUGCCUUUUUUUUUUUUUUUUUUUUUUGCUGUUUUAAUGAAAAGCUUCAAGGAUUAGCAAUAACAGUUAUGGCACCGUGGUAAAGGAUUAAGGACAGCCGUCAGACUUUGUCUAGAUGAAGGUUUACAGGAAUACAGAUUUUAGAAUGUCCAUGGAACUCCACACAAUAAAGUAAUUGGCAUUAGUAGAUUCUGGAUGUAAGAUCAGGGUCACAAAACAAACGUUUUUAGUUGAUGUGAUGUUAUUUAGAAGUUUGACAAAUAAAAUUCUUAUGUUCUAAUUUUUAGUUAGGAUGCUAUGGAAAGUCUGCAAUUCUACAGAGAAUUUGUAAAUAUCAGAUUACUGGUAGCAACAUAUGCUGUUUGUUUUCAUUGUAUAAAUUUGGCAGUCAUUGCUGAAACAAAUUACUAGUUACAGUUUGGAAAUAGAUAACAAAAGAAUAGGGAAAGCAGCCCCAUUGUUUAACAAAGCUGAUGCAUUACGGAGAUAUACUCAGUUAUCUGUUUAGGUACAGAAAUAUCCUGGGAAGUGAUUUGUAUUCGCAACUGUUUUUGAUUAAGUUUUUACAUACUGUGACUUUUUUUAUCUAGCGACAGAUUUUUAAGAUAUUAGGCCUCUCUUUUCUUGUUGCAAAAAUGUUAACUUCAGUGAAGUUAGACUAGGGGUGAGUUUACCUACUUGUUGUAGACAUUUGUCAGAUGUUUUUGAAUGUAAAGGCUGAGAAAUAUACUUUCCUUCAGCUGCUUGAAUCUUUUUUUCUGAUCAUCUUAAAGUUGUGUUGAUUUAUUGAUAACGUAUGCUAAGUUUUGCUUGGCUU
Struthio camelus australis is the source of this 2493-nucleotide messenger RNA. The record is from RefSeq and is a predicted model, not a curated record. Lineage: Eukaryota; Metazoa; Chordata; Aves; Struthioniformes; Struthionidae.